Messenger RNA from Theobroma cacao (cacao), 696 nucleotides. The record is from RefSeq and is a predicted model, not a curated record. Lineage: Eukaryota; Viridiplantae; Streptophyta; Magnoliopsida; Malvales; Malvaceae.
AUGGCCAACAGCUUUAAAACUUUGUCACUUACUCCUACUCUCAAUGAUUCAAAUUCCUUGAUAUCCAUAAAUGCAACUGUUAAUUCUCUGUUAUUUGGAUACGUUCUCAUGGGGUUUCUUGAUAGUUCAAAACCUUGUCCACCAUCAACAAUCACUAAAGAUAACAAAGAGGAGCCAAAUUCUGCCUUUCUUUAUUGGUCACGGCAGGAUCAAUUAUUGCUUCAUGCCAUUGUUGCUUCAGUUUCAGAGCCCUUUAUUUGCCUCAUGGCCUCAUCCAAAACUUCUUCUGAGACUUGGCAGAAGCUUUCACGGCUUUAUGCUAACAGUUCUCGAUCCAGAGUAAUGACGUUGAAAGAUAAGCUUCGUGUUCCAAGGGACAACAAAUCUGUUGUAGAAUAUAUGCAAAAUCCCCAAACUAUGGCAAAUGAACUUGCGUUAAUUGGGUCAUUGGUAUCUAAUGAUGAUCUUGUUCUCCAUGUUUUGAAUGGUGUAGGCCCCGAGUAUUGCGAAAUUUCUGCUGCUGUCCGAGCUCGUGAAACCACUAUUUCUUUUGAAGAACUUUAUGAUGAGCUUGUUGAAUAUGAAGAUUAUCUUAAGCGAGAGGAAAAUCGUUCUGCCCUCAUCACUGGAAAUGCUGCAUCUCGUUCUUAUAAUUCAAAUCAAGGAGGACGCACUAACUUUAAUAAUCGCUCUUAA